AGCAGGAGCUUCACCACAGGGGGAGCCCCUUCCGCACCGCAGCUAAAGCAUCAUCGCUGUGGCCAACUGAAAGCAAAGGGACGAGAGAAAUGCAGAGGGAUGUAAAAUGGCAGAGCUACAAAUGCUACUAGAGGAAGAAAUUCCGGCCGGCAAACGAGCGCUCGUGGAAAGCUAUCAAAAUCUGUCGAGGGUCGCGGAGUACUGCGAAAACAACUAUGUACAGGCUCAGGACAAGAGGAAGGCCCUGGAGGAGACCAAGGCGUAUACCACCCAGUCCCUGGCCAGCGUGGCCUACCAGAUCAACGCCCUGGCCAACAACGUGCUGCAGCUGCUGGACAUCCAGGCCUCGCAGCUCCGACGCAUGGAGUCCUCCAUCAACCACAUCUCCCAGACCGUGGACAUCCACAAGGAGAAAGUUGCUAGGCGGGAGAUUGGCAUCCUGACCACCAACAAGAACACGUCACGCACACACAAGAUCAUCGCCCCCGGCAACAUGGAGCGUCCUGUGCGAUACAUCAGGAAGCCCAUCGACUACACACUGCUGGACGACGUGGGGCACGGUGUCAAAUGGCUUAAAGCCAAGCAGCAGGGAAACAGCCAGGCAGGCCGGGGGGCAGGGACCCUGUCCAGAACCAGCCCCCCCACACAGAAGCCCCCCAGCCCCCCGCUGGCAGGACGGGGCACCCUGGGACGUAACACCCCCUACAAGACCCUGGAGCCGGUGAAGCCUCCUGUGGUUCCUAACGACUACAUGACCAGCCCUGCUCGUCUGGGCAGCCAGCACAGCCCUGCCCGCACUGCCUCCCUCAACCAGAGACCACGCACACACAGUGGCAGCAGUGGGGGUAGUGGCGGCAGGGAGAACAGCGGAGGCAGCAACAACGUGGGUGUUCCUCUGGCUGUUCCCACCCCCUCCCCUCCCAGCCUGGGAGCAGCAGUGACGGCAGGUGUUCCCCAGGGUCCUGGUCUCGGUCCUGUCCCCAUGUCCCAGUUCGGCACCAUCUCCCGUCAAGUCUCCCGCCACAACUCCACCACAAGCUCCGCCUCCAUGGUUAGCGCCACGGGAACCUACCGCCGGGCGCCCUCCGGCUCCGCCCACUUCUCCGUCUCCCAGCAACCACCGCAUCUCAACGGAGGCCCCGCCUACCCCCAGAACACAGUGGCUAUAGCUCCUCCUCCUCCUAUGGUCCAGCUGACUCCACAGAUCCCCCUGACUGGCUUUGCAGCCAGAGUCCAGGAGACCAUAACAGACAGCCCGGGCCCUCCUCCCCCGCCCCCCCCGGAGGACGUGGCCCUGUUUGAGGAGCCCUCGCCGCCCCCCCCUCCACCCCCCGUGGACUAUGAGGAGGACGAGGCUCCUGUGUUGCACUACAACGACCCCUACGCCGAGGAAGACGAGGCGUCUGUGGUGAACUACAACGACCCCUACGCAGACACCCACCCCCAGUGGGCGCCCAAGACCUACGUAGAGAAGGUGGUGGCCAUCUACGACUACUCCAAGGACAAGGAGGAUGAGCUGUCCUUCAUGGAGGGUGCCAUCAUCUACAUCAUCAAGAAGAAUGAUGACGGCUGGUACGAGGGCGUGUCCCACGGCGUGACGGGCCUCUUCCCCGGGAACUACGUCGAGUCCAUCAUGCACUACGCCGACUAGCCCCGCCCCCGCCGACUAGCCCCGCCCCCGCCGACUAGCCCCGCCCCCGCCGACUUGCCCCGCCCCCCGUGACUAGCCCCGUCCCUGCCAUCAGCACUGUGGAGCAUAAACAUUUGAUGAGGCUGAGCUGGUCCUGAGGGGUGUUGGCUGAGGUGUGUGUGGGGGGGCGGUGGUAACUAAGGAGUUACAUGAGUGUAGAAUGCAUAUAAAAAGAUUUGAGAGUUGAAAUGUGUAUUCCUGGUGAAGCUUCCUGUUUUCGUUGUAUAGAUUGUACAUACCGUGCCGUGACACGCUGCCUGACUGUCUGUCAUUGGUGUUCAUACUUGUCAGUCUCCAUCAGUGUCCUCUGAUUGGUCUGUUUUAAUCAACGUGAAGCCAUGAUUGGAUAGUUUUGCGACAUUUUCUUUUUAUAUACUCUCAUUUUAUUUAUAUAUUUUGGAGUGCCAUUUUGUACUGCCCUAAGUUUGGCCAACUGUGACUCAAUGAGAGAUUUUACGAUGUUAAAAAGAAAUUCUAUAUUCUGUCAUGAUUGUUUUUCUGUGUUGUCUGCCCACUGGACUGCUCCUACCUGAAGGGCAGCAGAUGUAGAGACUGAUGAUCCAUCACAG
Messenger RNA from Hypomesus transpacificus, 2259 nucleotides. Its product is annotated as abl interactor 1-like. The coding region runs from base 107 to 1651 and encodes 514 amino acids. Gene Ontology annotation, molecular function: SH3 domain binding. The transcript is spliced from 11 exons. Gene Ontology annotation, cellular component: intracellular anatomical structure; lamellipodium. NCBI's taxonomy places the organism in Eukaryota, Metazoa, Chordata, Actinopteri, Osmeriformes, Osmeridae. The record is from RefSeq and is a predicted model, not a curated record.